UUUGAGAAAAGAUGAAGUUUGGAAAAGAAUUUUCUAUCCAAUUGGUGCAGGAAUGGCAGGAUGCAUAUAUGGAUUACAAUGGUCUGAAACAAGUCUUGAAACAAGUACUUCAUCUCAAGGAUCGACAACAAGAAAUACACCAUCCAUUGACUUCAGCAAGAGGGUCAUUUAGGAGAAGGGUGUCAUUGUAUCGUGCGUUUAGCGGGCUAACAAGCAAGUGCAGGCUUGGUUCGCCAAGGAAGGGCGACGGCGGUGGUGGCCAUGUCGAUGAUGAAGUGAUACUAGUGAGUUCAGUGGACGACGAGGGAUCAGAAGAUGGGAAGUAUCAGACUAUGUUUCUCAUGCCAUCUGAUGAAGGAGGAGAGUAUGAGCUUGUGUUCUUCAGGAAGCUUGAUGAUGAGUUCAAUAAAGUAGUUAACUUCUACAAGAAGAAAGUGAAUGAAGUGAUGGUUGAGGCGGAUGAGUUGAGCAAACAAAUGAAUGCAUUCAUUGCUUUGAGGAUUAGGGUUGAGAAUCCAGUUUUAGGAGGGGCUAAUCUCUCUUCAAUUCAUCCAGUUGAUGCUACAAAACAAGGUGAAAAGUUCAACCGUAUGGAGACUAUACAAGAAGUUGAGAUGAGCAGUGAAGAACAACCGGCCGAAGGUGAAAGUGGAAGACACCAGCAAGCAAAGGCUGAUAUGGAGGGGUUUAGACCACCUUCAUUAAGAGUGUUGGAUCAUGUAAGGAUCAAUGUUGAGCCUGAAUCUCCAGUUUCGACGCUAAAAGGUGUCCUAAAGACUACAAAUGACAAGAGAUUCAGUAAACGUGAGCUAAAGAAAGCAGAAACCCUAAUGACACAGGCUUUUAUUGAGUUCUACAACAAGCUUAGACUUAUGAAAAGCUUCAGCUUUUUGAAUCAAUUGGCAUUCUCCAAGAUCUUGAAGAAGUAUGACAAGAUUGCAGCAAGAAAUGCAUCAAAGACUUACUUAGAGAUGAUCGAUAAUUCGUACCUUGGCAGCUCUGAUGAGGUUUCUAAGCUCAUGGAAAGAGUAGAAGCUACUUUUGUUAAGCACUUUGCAAAUGGAAAUCACAGAAAAGGAAUGGACAUUUUAAGACCAAAAUUUAAGAGGGAAAGGCAUACCAUCACAUUUUUCUUAGGUGUGUUCUUUGGCUUCUCCCUUGCACUUUCAGUUGGCAUUAUUGUGUCUAUCCACGCCAGAAAUGUUGUCAAUAGUCCGGGCCGCCAUCAAUACAUGGAAAACAUAUUUCCACUUUACAGCUUCUUUGGAUAUAUCUUCUUGCAUUUGUUCAUGUAUGCUGUAGACAUAUACUAUUGGAAUCGUUAUCGCGUUAACUAUGCAUUCAUAUUUGGCUUCAAGCAAGGAACAGAACUGGGUUUCAGGGAAGUCCUCCUCCUUAGUUCUGGUCUUGCUGUAAUUACAUUUGCCGGGGUUGUAUCAAAUUUGGAUAUGGAGAUGGAUCCGAGAACAAGAAGCUUCAGAGCUAUUACUGAACUAGUCCCCUUAGGCCUACUUCUCGUUGUGGGAUUUAUUACAUUCUGCCCUUUCAAUAUCAUAUACCGUUCAAGCCGAUUCUUCCUUAUUCGAUGUAUAUUUCACUGUAUUUGUGCACCCCUUUACAAGGUUACCCUCCCAGAUUUCUUCCUUGCAGAUCAGUUCACUAGCCAGGUGCAAGCUAUUAGAAGUCUGCAAUUCUAUAUAUGUUACUAUGGAUGGGGGGACUACAAAAGGAGAUCAAAUUCCUGCAAAGGAAAUGAGAUUUACAGAACAUUUUACUUAAUCGUUGCGACCAUUCCAUAUUGGAUUCGUUUUCUUCAGUGUGCUAGACGUUUGAUUGAAGAGAAAGAUUCAGAUCAUGCAGUAAAUGGACUAAAAUACUUCUCAACUAUCGUUGCGGUUGCUACAAGAACAACUUUUGCUCAGAUAAAGACUGGGAAUAUGAUGAUUGCAGCGGCAGUCACUUCAGUUUUUGCUACAUGUCUUUCGACGUACUGGGAUCUUGUUAAGGAUUGGGGUCUUCUGCGAAGAGAUUCGAAAAACCCUUGGUUGAGAGAUAAGCUUCUUGUACCUAACAAAAGUGUUUACUUCAUAGCCAUGGUAGUGAACGUUAUACUGAGACUUGCUUGGGUGCAGUCAGUGUUUGGGUUUACAGAUGCUCCAUACAUACAUAGAAAAGCCUUGACUGCCAUAGUUGCAGUCCUGGAGAUUUUCCGGCGUGGCAUGUGGAACUUCUUCAGGUUGGAGAAUGAGCACUUAAACAAUGUGGGGAAGUAUCGUGCGUUCAAGUCAGUACCUUUGCCUUUUAACUAUGAGGAUGAAGACAAGGAUCUAUGAACUACGAAACAGGCAUGAUUCAGAAGAGAGAUGAAGAUCAAGCAAAAACUAAACUGCACAUAUGUGGAAUUCUUUUAUAUUUUAUUCUUUUUAAGUCAGUGAGAAUUGACUUACUUGUAUAGACUUGCAACAAAGCAAAUGA
This is a messenger RNA of Pistacia vera, 2475 nucleotides long. RefSeq names its product phosphate transporter PHO1 homolog 9-like. Gene Ontology annotation, molecular function: inositol hexakisphosphate binding. The record is from RefSeq and is a predicted model, not a curated record. Gene Ontology annotation, biological process: cellular response to phosphate starvation; phosphate ion transport. The transcript is spliced from 12 exons. Gene Ontology annotation, cellular component: trans-Golgi network; cytoplasm; plasma membrane. The coding region runs from base 12 to 2333 and encodes 773 amino acids. Lineage: Eukaryota; Viridiplantae; Streptophyta; Magnoliopsida; Sapindales; Anacardiaceae.